AUGGCUCAACAAUCACCACCUCGCCCUAUCCGGGCCUGCAUCUUCGACAUGGACGGUCUCCUGAUCAACACGGAAGACCUCAUCACAGUCAGCAUCAACACCAUCCUCCACGCGCAUGGCAAACCCUCCAUACCGGGCCAUAUCAGGGCGCAACUUCAAGGUCUCCAUCUCCGCGAAGCAAGCAAGAUCCUACUGGAGUGGUCACAGCUACCCCUUACGUAUGAGGAGUACCAAUCUCAGUUAUCGGCGCAGCACCAGAAGACGUUUCCUACCGCACGUCCAUUGCCAGGUGUGGUUGGCCUACUGGACCAAUUGGCACAGUGUGAGAACGUAGAGCUGGCGCUGGCAACGAGUUCUGGGCGUAGCAAGUUUGAGCUCAAGACUUCUCAUCUGCACGGUUUGUUCCGCCAGUUUCCUCCGGACUCUCAAGUCUUGGGCGACGACUCGCGGCUGGGUCCUAACAAGGGGAAGCCAGAGCCGGACAUCUACUUAUUGGCGCUGGACACCAUCAAUCAGAGGCUAAGCGCCCAAGGCAAAGCAAUGAUUACCCCAACGGAGUGCUUGGUGUUUGAAGAUUCUGUGGCAGGUGUGCAGUCUGGUCGUCGAGCUGGCAUGCAGGUCGUUUGGUGUCCACAUUCUGACAUCCGUGUCGAGUACCAGGGGAGGGAGGAAGAGGUUCUGAGGGGCGAGAACUUAGCAAUGAGCGGCGCUCCAGAAGUCCCGUUCAAGGCUCGCAAGAAGAGGAACGACGGCAGAUCGUUGUGGAGCGAAGAUGGUUGGGCGCGUCUCUUGACAACGCUGGAAGACUUUGAUUGUCGUGAAUACAGCAUCGUAUUGUGA
This is a messenger RNA of Saxophila tyrrhenica, 840 nucleotides long. RefSeq lists its product as uncharacterized. Bases 1 to 840 code for a protein of 279 amino acids. The record is from RefSeq and is a predicted model, not a curated record. Lineage: Eukaryota; Fungi; Ascomycota; Dothideomycetes; Mycosphaerellales; Extremaceae. The transcript has a single exon. Gene Ontology annotation, molecular function: phosphatase activity.